Molecule: messenger RNA, 1137 nt
Organism: Molossus molossus (Pallas's mastiff bat)
Lineage: Eukaryota; Metazoa; Chordata; Mammalia; Chiroptera; Molossidae
Gene: CRADD
Product: CASP2 and RIPK1 domain containing adaptor with death domain
Exons: 3
Coding region: 123-722 (199 amino acids)
Biological process (GO): regulation of apoptotic process; signal transduction
Molecular function (GO): death domain binding; protease binding
Source: RefSeq, a predicted model, not a curated record
CCUGUUCUCAGUUUUCGCCUUCAAUAAAGAUGGUGCUUAUGGUACAGGUUCCCUGACAGUCUGGAUACCGGUUGCAGUUUUAUUUAUUUAUUUAUUUAAGAUACGUGUUUGCAGACGGGGAAAUGGAGGCUAGAGACAAGCAAGUGCUUCGCUCUCUUCGCCUGGAGCUGGGUGCAGAGGUACUGGUGGAGGGACUGGUUCUUCAGUAUCUUUACCAGGAAGGGGUCUUGACGGAAAACCAUGUUCAAGAAAUCAAAGCUCAAACUACAGGCCUCCGGAAAACAAUGCUGCUGCUGGAUAUCCUUCCUUCCAGAGGUCCUAAAGCAUUUGAUGCAUUCCUAGAUUCCCUGCAGGAAUUUCCCUGGGUAAGGGAGAAGCUGGAGAAGGCAAGAGAAGAAGCCGUAACUGAGCUGCCUGCAGCCGACCGGAUCACUGGAAUCCCUGCACACGUCCUCAACAGCUCCCCAUCAGACCGGCAGAUCAGCCAGCUGGCCCAGAGACUGGGCCCCGAGUGGGAGCCCAUGGUGCUGUCCCUGGGGCUGUCCCAGACGGACGUCUACCGCUGUAAGGCCAACCACCCGCACAACGUGCAGUCGCAGAUGGUGGAGGCCUUCGUCCGCUGGAGGCAGCGCUACGGGAAGCAGGCCACCUUCCAGAGCUUGCAAAGGGGCCUCCAGGCCGUGGAGGGGGACCCCUCAGUCCUUCAGCACAUGCUGGAAUGAUGGUCCCUCCAUCAACCCUCUGGGGAGUGCGUCCCAGUCACAUGUGCCUGGGCAGGUAGUGUUUUUUCGGUGGGUUUUUUUGGGGGGUGGGGGGAGUGUAUGAUUUCUUUUUAAUGAGCCUUAGAUGAAAGGAGAAAACAGGAUUUCCACUUGACAUUACCUGAAAAGCCGGAGUACUCAACUCUCCCACAUUGGCUUGAAAAUUCAUUGUGUUUAUUGCUCGAAGAUUGCAUUGUUUUAAUUGUUUGGGUUUUAAUCACAUGAUUACUUUUCACUAGACUGGUAAAGCAUACGAGCUAUGCUGUGUUACCAUGUCGCAUGCAGGGGUCCUGUACGUGAAACACCCGUGUUUACGUUGCCUGGGAACUGAACUGUGCACUUGGCCGUUAAUAAUGAUGACGAUAAUAAAAGUGAA